AUGUGGGCCUUGGUCGGCGGUGGGCCAUGGGCCCAUGUUAGUAGGCCCAGCUGCGAGGAGAUUCACAUCUGGUACCGUAUCUACCUCCAAUGGAUACGUGCCACGUGGAAAUCACACACCGACCCCUCUUCGUCGUUUUGUGGCUCCUGCUUUCUCAUUCUUUCUCCUUGUGAUUCUGAUUUGAUCACCUUCUCUGUUGGAGCUGUAUCAAGUUCCAAGAACAUGGGAGACAAAGAAACUGGAGAGAAAAGUGAGGCAACAGAUAAUGAGAAUGAACAUCCUCAAAAAAGUGAAGGUGAGUCCGUGAGCAGGCAAGUCAGUGAGACUUCUAUCUAUGCUCCUGAAGAAGAGGAGGAUGAACCAGGAUCCAAAAUCGAAUUGGGUCCUCAAUGCACUCUUAAAGAACACCUUGAGAAAGAUAAGGAUGAUGAGAGUUUAAGGAGAUGGAAGGAACAACUUCUUGGAAGUGUAGAUGUGAACAAUGUUGCAGAAAUUUUGGACCCUGAAGUGAAAAUCACUAGCUUAUCUAUCGUCUCUCCUGAUAGAAAUGACAUUGUUCUUCCCAUUCCUGAAGAUGGGAAUCCAAAGGGUUUAUGGUUCACUCUCAAAGAAGGUAGCCAUUAUCGCUUGAAGUUCACCUUCCAAGUGAACAAUAAUAUCGUGUCUGGCUUAAAAUACACCAAUACUGUUUGGAAGACUGGUGUCAAGGUGGAUAGCUCCAAGGAGAUGCUUGGAACUUUCAGCCCUCAAGCAGAGCCUUACACACAUGAGAUGCCUGAAGAAACCACACCUUCUGGACUAUUUGCAAGAGGAUCAUAUUCUGCAAGAUCAAAGUUUGUUGAUGAUGACAACAAAUGCUACUUGGAGAUCAACUAUACUUUUGAUAUUAGGAAGGACUGGGCUUGA
Messenger RNA from Sphenostylis stenocarpa, 906 nucleotides. The record is from the annotation of a GenBank genome assembly. NCBI's taxonomy places the organism in Eukaryota, Viridiplantae, Streptophyta, Magnoliopsida, Fabales, Fabaceae.